GUAACACGAGUAGAAGGGUUUUGUAGUGUUAGGCAAGCCCAAAAGGCCAAAACUUCCCUCUUCAAAGAAGGCGGGAAAUGCUAAUUUCACUCUCACUCACUCACACAUACAGAGUUACAGACGAUACAGUUGCUAAAACCUCUCAUUUUCUCUCUCCCCAAUUCAUCAAAUCAAUUUUCUAGGGUUUUAAUUCUUGCAUCAUUUCCAGAAUUCAAUUUCUACGAUUACAGCAAUAAUGUAUUCCGGCCAAUUCGACGGCAACGCCGCUUUUUCCGGCGGUGGUUUCAUGCCUAGUCAAGCUACUCAGUCCGCCGACCCAUCUUAUACUACUUCCAAAACUCGUGAUGCUCAGGCAUUAGUGCCGUUAACGGUGAAGCAGAUAAACGAAGCACUUUUAGCUUCAAAUGAUAUUAACAAUUUUGUUGUUGAUGGUGUUGAUGUUAACAAUGUGACGCUUAUUGGGCUGGUGUUUAACAAGACUGAAAGGGUUACUGAUGUCGGUUUUGUCCUCGAUGAUGGAACUGGGAGAAUUAAUGUUCAUAGAUGGGUUAAUGAUAGUUACGACACGAAGGAAAUGGAAAAGAUUGCGGAUGGCAUGUAUGUACGAAUUUAUGCAAACUUGAAAGGGUUUCAAGGUAAAAAGCAAUUGAUGGCCUUUUCUGUCAGACCUGUUACUGACUUUAAUGAACUUACUUAUCACUACCUAGAGUGCAUGUAUGUUCACACGUACAGUACCAAAUUGCAGGCAACUGGUGUUCCUGCUGAUGCUCAAAUGAUGUCUUCGGUAAAUGGAACUCCCAUCAGAGGAUACCAGGGUACCCAGCAAAAUCAAUUUCCUGGACAGUUUUCCGAAUUAAAGGAUGUUGACCAAAUGGUGAUGGAGUAUCUGCAGCAACCUGCUUGCCUGGCACAGGAAAAAGGGGUGCAUGUUAAAGAGCUCAUGCAGCGACUAAAUCUUCCACUUGAUAAGAUCAUGGGAUCAAUAAAGGCUCUCGAGGUUGAAGGUUUUGUCUACUCAACUGUUGAUGAUGAACACUACAAAUCAACUGGAAAUGCUUGAUAUCCCCGAAUGCUCACACAGGAAGGGGGUUCUAAUAGUCUGAAGGGUUUGCUUAUAUCCUUUUUUAUCUACAUAUCGCCUUGUAAAUUUUUGUCAUUGAUCAGAGAUAUCUUUUUUUACCUAUUUUAGUUCAAGGUUAGCUAGUUGUAAAAAUGGAUAUGGGAAAAAGUGUACUUAGUCGAGCUUUGAGUAUGAUGCCAAGUACUGCUAGUUCUAUAUUAUUCACCUAUACAUGUUUCUCCCUAACAGUUGGUAUAUCUGCAUUCUGCAAGGUUGUUUCUGAAUGUUGAUGCUUGAUACUUGUU
Chenopodium quinoa (quinoa) is the source of this 1365-nucleotide messenger RNA. Its product is annotated as replication protein A 32 kDa subunit B-like. Lineage: Eukaryota; Viridiplantae; Streptophyta; Magnoliopsida; Caryophyllales; Amaranthaceae. Gene Ontology annotation, molecular function: DNA binding. The transcript has 10 exons. The record is from RefSeq and is a predicted model, not a curated record. Gene Ontology annotation, biological process: DNA replication; double-strand break repair via homologous recombination; nucleotide-excision repair. Gene Ontology annotation, cellular component: DNA replication factor A complex; site of double-strand break; chromosome, telomeric region. Bases 236 to 1060 code for a protein of 274 amino acids.